AUGAGCGCGAUGCCAAACUUGAGCAAUAUGUGGCCGCGCCUUAAUCUCUUCUUCUUUCAGUCACUUCAGCUCCCAUUCGCCCUCCCGGCGAUAUUGGCAUAUGUUCUCCUGCGAUAUAUUUAUAGGAAGUAUUUUUACCCUAAGUUCUUUACUCCUCUCAAACCAAUUCCACUUGCAACUCCAACUCCUCCAAAGAAUGGCAAAGAAGAGGCUACUAGCACCCGGAAAGGAGUAGCUGCACUACGCCAUGCCGCUGCAACAAUACCAAAUAAUGGUCUCCUUCGAUUCUAUCGCGAAAAUGAUCACAGUGAACAAGUUCUCGUAACUGGCAUCAAGGCAUUGAAUGAGAUUCUUGUUCUGAAUGCGUCUUCAUUUGGCAAGCCGGAAUCUGUACGUCGAAGAUUAUACUCUUUCGCUGGAAAUGGGUUGCUUUUGGCGGAGGGCGAGACACACAAGGUUCAACGUAAAGGUCUAAUGCCGGCAUUUUCGUUCCGGCAUAUCAAAGACCUCUACCCAAUCUUCUGGUCAAAGUCGAGAGAUCUGGUGAAAGUACUUGAAAAAGAAAUCUCAGGCGACGCAUCUUCGAAAUCGGAUGUUAUUGUCAUGAGAACAUGGGCGACUCGAACAACACUUGAUAUUCUUGGCCUUGCCGGAAUGGAUCAUGACUUUCGCUUUCUCGACGAUCCGAAUAACCUCCUUAUUCAGCAAUAUGAGAAGACUCAGAUUCCGUACUCUCGCACAGAAAUCUUGAUUGGCUUUGUCUUGUCUCUGUUCACCUCUAAUUAUGAGGCAAUACUCCCUCUAAUUCCAAUUGGACGUGUUCGUCUAUUGCAAGAAGGGGCAAAAUAUAUUCGGCAAGUCUGUCGCGAACUGAUCCAAGAAAAAUGGAACAAAAUGAGCAAUGCCGAGUCACAAUCAGGGGUAGAUAUAAUCUCCGCUGCGCUGAAAAGUGAUGUGUUCACGACUGAGAAUCUCGUCGAUCAUAUGAUGACAUUCCUGGCUGCCGGGCAUGCAACGACCAGCCAUGCUCUACAGUGGUCUGUUUACGCUCUUUGCAAGCAUCAAGAUAUGCAGCAACGUCUGCGGGAAGAAGUGCGGAAUCAUCUCCCUUCAAUUAGUGAUCCGGAAUCCACAGUAACGGCAAAUGAUGUAGAUAGUCUCUCAUAUCUUCACGCAUUCUGCAACGAAGUCCUCCGCUUUUACCCUUCUAUUCCUGCUACGGUCCGUGAAGCAAUGUGCGACACUACAAUCGCAGGGUAUCGCAUCCCGAAAGGCACGGGAUUUCUCAUCCCGAUAGGGCUGGUCAACCACGACCCAGAGUUAUGGGGACCAACUGCCUCAACUUUUGACCCGGAUCGCUGGCUAGGCGAGGGACGAGGAAAUUCCGGAGGAGUAAAGAAUCAUCUUGGGUUUCUCACUUUUUUACAUGGUCCUAGGAGUUGUAUUGGUUCCGGGUUUGCGAAGGCCGAAUUGGCGUGCCUGGUUGCUGCGAUUGUGGGUAGGUUUCAAAUGGAGCUUGAAGAUCCAACUAGGAAAUUCGAGUUGAGCUCAGUUGGAAUUGGGACAUCUCCGAAGGAUGGAGUCCGCACGAGGUUAAAGAUCUUGAAUGGGUGGUGA
Molecule: messenger RNA, 1617 nt
Organism: Talaromyces stipitatus ATCC 10500
Lineage: Eukaryota; Fungi; Ascomycota; Eurotiomycetes; Eurotiales; Trichocomaceae
Product: cytochrome P450, putative
Exons: 2
Coding region: 1-1617 (538 amino acids)
Molecular function (GO): heme binding; oxidoreductase activity, acting on paired donors, with incorporation or reduction of molecular oxygen; monooxygenase activity
Source: RefSeq, a predicted model, not a curated record